Porites lobata is the source of this 14951-nucleotide messenger RNA. The record is from the annotation of a GenBank genome assembly. Lineage: Eukaryota; Metazoa; Cnidaria; Anthozoa; Scleractinia; Poritidae.
AGCAUAUCGAUCUUUUUCAAUAGUGAAAUUUUUAAAAUCCAGCCAUCUUAAAAAACUCUCACCUUUUCUACUGUCUGUUUACAAAUUCUUUGUGGAGGUAUGUUUUAAUUGUUUAUUCAAUUUAAACUCUUGAGCUACCGUAGUUUAAUUAGUUUCUUCACUUACUAUCACCAUGAUCACACUUCAUUGACCUGGAUUAUAUAUUGAUUAUUUAAUACAAUUUUGCAUAAUUAUCCUGCGUGCAUGGCCGGCACACUUAAACGUUUUAGACAAGUGAACUUUCUAUUAAUGUAAACAAAGAAAGCAUUAGAUCGAAGACAGAGUUGUCAGAAAGACUCAAAGAUCCUAUAUUUUAUUAUCCAUAGGUUUUCUUUUCACCAUAGCCUCAAAAAGUAGUCAGACGCACAUUUCUUCACACAAAACUUGAAGUUGAAGCAAUAAAACACUGCUGACUUUUAGUUCUGGAUCUGCUGCUGUGACCUUAUACCUCGAAAUUCUUCUUUUCUCUUGUGAGGCCUCUACAGCAAGGGUCCUCAUAGAAGAUAACUUAUAUCCUUAAAAAAAAUUGAUUAAUAUUUGCCUAUGGGCUUUUCAACUGUUUUUUGAUAAUAUUGGGCUUUUCCUUUAAUCACUUAAAAAUAUUAAUUUGCUGUCUACACCACUUUUCCAGGGUAUGGACCUUUUAAGAGAACUCUACCAUGUUUUGCUUGCUGUUGCUUUUUUUGUGAGUUCAACGUUGGGUGCCAAGGAUAAAGAGCUUUAUUGCGGCGGUAAGUUUUACAUGCCAACCAUCAUGAAUUUCAGAUUACAGCUAACCCCGGGGGGGGGGGCUCCCAUAUGAAACAGACGGGGAUGCUCGUCGGAAAUUUUGAAUUUAACCCCUAAAGGAGACCAUCUGGGCGUGGCUCAAGCUUUUUGUGACUCCUAAAGGAGACCAAUCUGGUCGUGGCUUAAGCAAAUUUUGACCCCUAAAAGAGACCGCUUAAAAACACACAAAUACGACAUGCAAUGAGUUUUAAUGAUAUAAAGACAUAACAAACAAAGUUAAAAAGAACAUUGACUUCUGUUUCUCUUCGCGUAAUUCUGUGUUUCUUCUCGGAACCCUAAACGAGACCUUGGCAGCUUAAAAUAUUGGUGCUUUGCCCGGAACAUCCUAAGCGAGACCAAAAUCCAAAAUUUACACCCCUAAGCGAGACGACGAGCAUCCCCGUCUGUUUCAUAUGGGAGUCCCCCGGGCAGCUAACUCCCUCAAAGAUCAACACUGUCAGUACUUGGCCAAACUUUUUGUGAAGAAGUGUCCAAAGCAAAUGGAGUUUGGUAAAAUUGCUCAAAAAUCGCAGGGAAAGGACCUAAACCAGGGGUACUUACCAUUUACAUGGAAAAACUGGGCCCAGGUGUUCGAAAGCCGAUUAGCGCUUAACCCGGGGUUAAAUUUAACUCAGGUUUCUUUUUCUUGUGUUCAAAAGCAUUUUCUCGGAUAAUUUCCUCUGUUAUUUUUAGGGCUUCCAAUCAUCAACUUGUAGACAAAAAGAAUUAAAACUGAAAUGCUUUUUAAGCUCUCAAAUCUUACUUCAAAUCUCGCACUAACCCUGGGUUAUCUUAACCCAGCUUUGAACAAAUCGGCCCGGGAAAAUUCUGGUUGGAAAAUCAAAUGGUUCACACCAUCUUGUUUGGGAAGGUUCAGAAAAUAUGGGCUGUGAUUUGAGGGGAUGCUUUUUUUAGUCAUUUUAGUCUGUUCAGCAAAUUUGUUUAUACUAUGUAGUGGUUUGUACUCCCUGCACAUCAAUUUUUAUAGUUAUAUUUUUAUGCACAAAGUUUUGUUUGUGUAAGUGGUAAGCACCCCAGGUGUCCAUCUAAUACAAUUAUCAUUCGUUGCAAAUUUUUCUUCCUUUUCAUUGGCUGAGAGCCCACCAUGUGACCUGCAAAUGACUGCCUACAAAUAACGGUCUGCUCAUGCUCAAUGUCAUCCAACUUUGUUUCGCUGCAAAUAAUAUUCUGUUUAUGCGUAAAUGAAACCACACUUUUCUUCAUCUUGCUCAGGAAAAUGGCAGAUCACUAAUUCACUUCCUGAAGAUAUUCCUUAAAAAACAAACUUGGUUAUCGCAAAAUAUCAUGAUUUGUCAGUGGCUCACAGAUUAUUAUUUGCCUCAGCCUUCGGUUUUGGCAAAUAAUUCAUCUACUCGCCACUGACAAAUCAUGAUAUUUUGCUCAACCUUGUCCAAUAACUGUUAAUUGCCUGUAAGAGAUUUGAGUUUCAGUUGUCCAUAGCUGUUAACUUCUCACACAACAAUAGAAGAUAAUGGCAGUAAGUGAACACAUAUCUUAAAAAGCCCCUUAAGUCGCUCAGUAUCUUAUGUAAAUAAUUCAUCUUUCAUUCCAAACACAACUGCAAGGCAAUUUCAAAUAAGGAUCAUGCCACCAUGUACCUAAGCCACACAUUGUUAUGAGGAAGAGAUGAAGAAGUAAUUAAUUAAUCAGUAAUUUCCCAUAAUAUGUAAAGACAAGUGUUACUCUGAAACUCACAAAACUGUGAACACCAGAAAUAUUUUGGGAAUGAUAUUGUGUUGCAAAAUCUGCAAGCAGCAAGAGUAAUUAGUUUGUAGUUUUGUGGCUUGCUUACACAUCCUGAUCUUUGAUCAAUGCAGGCUGUGACUGGUCGUAACACAAUAAGCAUUGCUUUCCUAGAAUAUUUCAGUUUUCAUGGUUUUACUAGUUUGACAGUAAAUUCCUGAUGAUUUUAAAACCACCUAUUCACUGUCACUUAUCAACGUUAUUCAAUUUACAGUUUGUCAUGUUAUUGCUGAUGAACUUCAGUGGGAAAUUAGCCAAGUUGAUCCAAGGAAAAUGUUAGAGGUAAUAAAAACUCUGGUAUUGAUAGAAAAAUAAAAUAACGUAAAAAUAAUAACUUUAGUCCUUUCCAAGUCUGCUUUUUCAAAGAUGUAUUUUGUUUUAACAUCUUUUCCUAAACAAGUAAAGGCAAGAAAUUGGCUUAAUAUAAGGGGAGAAAUUGCUUGUAAAUGACAAAAUUACUGCUCUGCGACAAAAAAAAUAGGUUUCCCAAGCACAUAUUUUGAAAGUUACAAACAACAGAGAAGACUUUGAAAAACCAUUAGGCAUUGAACAGUUUUCAAAAACCCCAGUGUUCAUUAUUUUGACCCUCUUUAUCUCUUUUGUGCUUGCUGUGUUUUAAUUAGACAGUCAUCAGUGAUUGACUCAGUUAAGUGACCAUGCAGCUGCCACUGUUUGGCUUAAUGUUUGCCACAAUUUGGCUAAAUUUUUUAUUUUGUAGCACAACCCCUUUAGCCCUUUAAGUGUUUAAGUCUGGAGAGUGCCCAACAUCAAUACCAGUAUCAAUACAAAUUAUCCAGAAAAAAAUGUUAAGAAUUAUUAUUGAAAUUAUCAGCAAGGGGAAAAUGUUUUGAUCGUUAAUUAAUGAAAUUCUCACAACUACUGUAUCACAGUAAAUUCUUCAAGGAAACGUAUGGAGAUAAGUCUAGUGGAGAAUUUGUGUUUGGAUAUUGGAGCUUAACCCUUUAAGUCCCAAUAGUGACGAAGAACAAUUUUCUCCUAACAAUAUCCAUACAUUGUCAAGAGAUAAAGUUGUGAGAAUUAAUUAAAUGAUCAUCAUAGAGAAAAUUCCAUGAUCUUUUAUCAAAUUCACUCAACUCAUUCUUUAAGGAAAUGUAUGGAGAUCAGUUUGGAGAAUUUGUAUGUGGAUACUGGGGCUUAAAGGGUUAAUAUGCAUUGGGCUGUAGAUAUGAACGUUAAAUAACAGAUUCAUCUUUUAACACUUUUAAGAUUGAGAGUUUUAGAGUGGACCCCAAGGGAAAUAAAAAAACUCGGAAGGUAAGGUAACCUUAAAUUAUUCACACUGAACUGCCCAUGUGCAAUCUUGACUAGGCUAUGAUAAAUUCUACCGGGAGAAUUUCCUGCAGAAUGAAUGAAAUUUUUUAAGGCGAGCAUUCCUUUAACGGAAAGAAUUUAAUUAUAGAGGAGAAUAAAAGAAACUUUGAAACUUAAUGUAGAACAAAUAGAAAAUGCGUUGUGGAGUUAUUGCUUCGAUAAUUCACUGAAACGUACUCACAAUUUCAACUAAAUAUGAGUGAUAUUGCACAAAGUAAAAUGAAUAACAAUUUUGCUCUGCAAAUGUAAAAUAUCUAAUUAGUGCCUAGGUUUCUUGUACCACUUGUGUCCGUGACGUCAUCGGAGAUGUCUUCUAAGCUCGCUCAAGUGCCGAGAGCAAUUUCAAUAAUCGUAAGCGAGAUUUAGGCUAAAUAGUUACGUGACGUCGUAGAUUCCAACUGAGAUCUCGUCUCAGUACUCGCUUUUUCUGUUUCAAAAAUAUUUUCACGUUCUUUAGCGUUUGCGCGAAGACGUUUUGCACAGAAAUGAAGGUUUCAUAAGUUUUUACGCUCAAAGAUGUUUUAAUAACACUGCAACACUGAGAAAUCUCUCCAAGCUAGUAGAAUGAAACAAAAGGAAGCAGAUGUGACAGGAGGGAUGAGAAAAACUGAAAAAAACGCAAAAAAAGAAAAAAAAGGAAAAAAAGUAAUUCUCACUACUCUUGCCAAACCCCUAAAGAGGGAUUCUUGCACCAGUAAAAGAAAGCUAAGAGAUUUGGAGAGUUUGGUUUGGUUUGGUGUAAAUGAUGUCGAAUAGGUAACGUAAGUAUCAGGUCUUCCUUACGAGUUAUGGAAGAAGAGAGAUAAAGAGAUGAAGCGGUCUUCGUUGUCUCCUUUUUUCACUUCUUUCUUCCCUCCACCCCUCCACCCAGAAACGCGUGAUACUCAGGUUGUGAUACAGGUUGCAUAAAUCACCCUGUGCUAUCAUCAUUACUCAGUCACCAUCAUCGUUAUUUUAACUCUUGUGAAACAAGCUCGUGAUCUCCCAGUGGUCAUAUUCACAACCUUUUAGCGUCUAUUAAGGUCACUAUGAAGCACUGAAAUUUGCCAUCUUACUAUAUUUAUCAUCCUCAAGUACCUUAUUCACAUUACUGACCCCAGCCUGCAGUAAGCACUACGGCGUCAGUCUCAUGUGACAUACAUCCGUCAAUCACACUUGGAAUUAGUUGAGUACUUUCGGAAAACACAAGAUACUUGCGCGAGUAGACUUGUUGCUUCCCUCUCCGAGGCUUUGCUUGGGAAAGGACGUUUUUCAAUUCAAGAAUAAGGGGAAGACAAGAAAAUAAUACGCGUCCGAAUAAACAGUUAUCACCGACAUACUGCUCAGUUGUUUAGGAGUGUUCAAAGGGUAAAACGCUCGCCCGGUGACUGGGAUGUAAUACGUUCUGUCCUCUCCUGUUGGAGACUUUACUUUUGUCCCAAGCGCGUGUCCUCCUACAAACAGAGCCGACAAAUUAAUUUCACAUGCUUGUAAGUUUCGUUUCACGUGAUAAUCUGCGAUGACUCGUUGACGCGUGGAUACAUGAUUCAGAAAAUGAUUUAUUAGAAUGUUAUUUCCGUCUUCUGUGGUUGAAGUGUUCGCAAAAAUCCAGUUGAAAUUUUGGAAUAUAUGUCUUUUAAAGUUCUGUUCUUCUCUCGCGUUCCUUGAAUUGUAACUUUGGCCAAGUUUUGCGUGUGUCUGGCGAUCGCUGGAAAAGUCACGUCAUGUCUAGACAACCUGCGUGCGUCAAAAAAUAAUGGUUAUAGACUUAGUUUCGUCUAUGAUCGUGUACAGCGAUAAUAGACAGAAAAGCAUUGCUAACAAAGUCCAGUUUUCUCACCAAUAAUGAUGAAAUGUAGACUCUGCUAGCAGGGAAGCUCGUGGCGUGACGGUCAUUUCAUCUUGUGUUGUUCGAGACAACGUCAACGUGUUCAAUGUUAGUAAACGGAUAAGGUAGGGAAGAUGUAUAAGUAAUAAAAUAAUAUUACUGAAUUAUCUUCUCCUCAUGAGGGGCUUUUCAGUGAUAAUGAAGCACAACAAUACAAAAAACAAUUCAAAUUUCUGGUGAACAUAACAUGUAAAAAAUCCCAGCUGGCAUGGCGAAACCUCCCCUGUGGGCUAGUCAACAGAGUUUAAUACGGGAGGUGGGGGGUGGGUUGGGGGGGCUCCGUCCCAAUAUCCAACCCCUUACCCUUUUAUAUUCAAUUUUAGACAGAAAAAGGUACCCCUUUCGUAUAACUUCCAUUGAAAAAUGGUUCUCCUUUUACAUAAGAGAGGUUGACCUUUCGCGGUCCGCACAGUGGCAAAAUCAGUCAAAAUAAGGCGAUACCUGGCAAAAUAGAUCAAUGUUAUCAUUUAUUUCCAAUCAUUUCUCUACGUUUUAUUUUUCGCCACAGUGGCUUUACAGCUUGGUAAAUAUAAGGACAAGAUGGCUUUCUCUUGCUGAAACACUUGUGGUCUUUGCAAGACAUUCUUGUCGGGUGUUAUUUAAUGAUGAGAAUUUCUUGUACGCGGAUUAUGCUUCGGUUCCUUUCUUGGGGAGAACCCCUCUUUUGGUGAAAAGCCCACGCUUAGGUGAAUCUUUUCGCUGAAAAACACGGUGCUUUUUCCCGCCAGGUGUGGAUGGGUUUCCUUCGCAAUAGUAUCCCCCAAGCCUUGAAGUGGAUUCAUCUGGGCAGUUUUCACACUUACUGCUAACGAGUGACGCGCGAUAGGUGUUGCCUUGGCAACAAACAUCAUCGGGCGGUGAUGUUGGGACGGACGAUCUUGAACCUGCCAGAGACUUGCGAGGAAGCAUCCGAAGCGUUACCUUGGCAAUGAGGUAAAGGUCUGUCGUAGAGUUGGGCGCUUUCCAUUCAACUUUCUGCCCUCCAGACUGGACAUUUAACGUGACCCUCCAUCUCGACAAUGUUGUAGGAAGAAGGCUAUCACCAGCGACGUUGGAGGUUGUGUGACAAAUCUUGGGAAGAUUGUUGCAGAGACUGUACGGAUUAGGAAUUUCGUUGGAGCAAGUUGAACUUCGAUAACCUUCUUGGUAUACUGUAACAUACGAUGUUUGUCGCUCUGGUAACUUGUACAGCACCGAGUUAUUUGUGUUUGCAGAGAUGAAGCUCCCCGUCUCAGUUUCGGCUGUGAGUACUAUACGGGUUGAUGUCUUCACUUUCUCGGAACCCGUCUUGUAUUCUUUGUUUGGCAAAAACAGCUGGAAGUUCUCCACAUAUGCAGCGUGCGACUCGCCAAUCAAACUCCAGUCAAACUGAUACAGCCAGGUCAGAUUUUGAGGUAGUCUGAACGAGACAGUCUUAUUUGUUGCUAACGUGUAAACGUUAAUGAAACCCAGAUCCCCGCUGUAUUGAGGCCUUGAUGGAAUAUGAACUGUCCGUUCGAUCGAGAUGUAGUGUCGAUGAUCUGUAAACGCCACAAGAUUGUCCAAGUCACUAUUGGUGAAGAGCCCACUUUCUGGCGAACAAGGCCCAACCGUUUGUCCUUCGUUUCUAUACUCGAGUUUGUCGCAGUAUAAAAAGGCUUGAGACUGAAUAAAAAGCUGUGUCAUCAAAAAUCCGCCUAAAAGUUGAUGGGCCUUAAACAUAUCGUUCGUUUGCCGUCCAAUGGAAGCAGCUAACUUCUUCGCUACAUUACCACGUACGACUCUGGAUAGGCUGUCCACUAACUCAAAUUGAAAUUCAAAAAUAUUCUCCCUCAGGGCGUCAAACUCGGCAAUUGUCCCCUCCAACUUUUCACACAAUAGAAACCCAUUAGCAACAGCCUUUCCUGUGGACCCUGCGAUUCCUUGUACCCCUUGUAACAGAUCGCAGGUUGAAUCUUUGAAAGCUCCCCACAAAGCUAUGUUACCCCUCAUCCGUUGCCUGUCUACUUUUGGCUGGUAAUUAGAGUAGUUUUCGAUAAACUCCUCUGCAUCAUCACCAAUGGUGUCUCCCGAGUUACUCUUUAUCUUGUUAACCAUUGUCUUCAAUGAUGCCAGUUGCUUUCGGUUGUCUUGCAGGUCAGUUCCAAUCUUUUCUGUAUCGGUAGCGAGCUCACCCAAUUUUACAACGAGUGUAAUUCCGUGUGCUAAUUUUGCUGCUGUAUCUGCAACGACCUUGGCCUGGUCUCGUAUUCCCUUUGUAUCAACGCCGGUGAAUAUCACUGAAAUGGGAUUUGACUCCUCCAAUAUCUUCGUAACGAGAGCUACCGUCUCCUCGACCAACUGAAUCGACAAAAGGCUUGUCAUCGCAAUCAUUGCCGCUUUAACGUCGUCUUUUACCUUGUUUUGCAGCGCAGUGUAUCUAUUAUUAAAUUCGUCAAGUUUGCCUCCUAUAAACGCCACGUCAGCGUUUGCUAUGCCUUGAUCAAACUUCGCGAUGCCUUGGAAGUAAGAAGAAAUACCUUUGACAUGUGCUUCCAUGUUUUUGUUUAGCUGAUCAAUGGCGCUCAACACCUGGGUAUGUUUAAUAGCUUCGUGUUUCAGCUGAAUUAUUUUGGCGUGGUCCACAUUCUCAUGCAAAGUAAGAUCCCUGGUAUUUCCUUUUUGAAGUCGUUCAUUCUUAAGUUUCUUUAGUAAAAGGUAACUUGAAUAAAACUCCAUAACUUCACAACCCGCUGGAGCUUUUAUUUCUCGACAAGCAUAACCGGCCCUGGAAAAAUUCUCUUCGUUUUCGCUGAUAAUCUUCAUGGCUUCUCCUAUUUGAGAGUAAGCUCUUCUUGUAAGGGCGUCUUUGUAAAAGUGAUCAAAUUGUUUCAAUGGGAGCAUACUCAGGAAGUUUUUUACCAUAUCCACCUGUUUAGCAAUGCUGUCUAGCGUUUCCUGCAUGUCACAUCCAUUCUCUCCAGAGCAUCUGUCGGGACAAAAUUUGUCCACGAUUGCAAAGAUUAUUUUAUACCAAAUCACUCCGAUCAUCAGAGGAAUGGCCUUCUCUACGUCGCAUUCGUUGUUUUCUCCGCACGCAUUGGUGGAACUUGAAUAAAAGGAAAUGGCGCAGUUCGAAAGGGUCGGGCAAACGUUCUUGACUAAUAAUGCUGGGACAUUUCGGGUUGGUAGUUUAGCGCACUCUCUUUUUAAGGGAAAAACAUACCCGCUUUUUUGAAGCGACGGAUCUUUCUGGGUAACCGGAUAAACAUCAUCUAUGAGGUUUCCAACCAGGCGUACAAAAUCAGAGUUGUAUUUUCUUUUAAGACUUGGGCUAUCCAGGAAUUUUUGUUUUAUUAGGUCUGGUAAAUUGUCAUAUUUCAUACUGUGAAGGUUAUAAUAAAUGUACAUUGCAUAUCUAUUGGGCGCUUCUUCGUGCAGUUUACUUCUGAUUAGAAACUGCUCAAGCACUGGAAUCAUCUUGGUGAAUAGUAGCAUAUAGCAGUGCCACUUUCCCAUUUCACGAGGACACCCAUCAUCUCUACUAUCCAUUCUCCAUCGAAGUUCUGAGUAAUCAGAAGUGAUUUCUAUUACACUGCUCAACAAAUUACCUGUGUCAUAUAACCAUGGGUCCUUACCAUCGACAGGAUGGAAAAUCGUUACCACAGCUAAAAUUAUAGCGAAUACUUCGGUGACUGGUAACCGCAUUUUGCUUCUGGAUCUGUUUGAUUUUUCCAGUCCAGUCUUGUUUCCAAUCAAGUGCAAUGAUGAUGAUGUAUCUACCUGAGUAAAUGCUCUUAUCGUGAUGCAAUGUGUCAUUUAUUUACUCAUCAUGGAAAAAUUUCGUCACUGUAUGAAAGCGGGUAUCUGUUGGUUUACGUUUUCUUUUUAGUCUUCUUUUUCGAAGCGUAAAAAGUUAAGAACAAAUGGGAGUGUCCAAUCAUUGUUGGUAGGCUGAUUUCUGUUUUGUGGUGUUACUAUUGUUCAGUUUCUUUUCAAUCUUUUUCAUUAAGUUAUUUGGUGAUCACAUCCGCCUGAAACACCAAGAAACUAUCAGAGAAAUAAAGAUGCUAUUGUUAUCAAAUAGUUUGGUCUUUUACUUUAAUUUCUAGAUCCUUUUUCUCAAACUUCUUGGACUCUCUUAUGAUAGAAUCUGUUUUGAAAGUACAACAACACAGAUUUACCAGUAUGUGUUAAAUUAACUUGGUGACAAACAAUUGCAACAUUUUGUAAAGUUAACCGCCCUAAAAGCUUUGUCUUGUAACAUACGAAGAAAAGCAACGUCCAUGCGCCGGACUGAUACUGAAAUUUAAUUAGUGUUCUUUGCAUUCCGAUAUUUUGAAAUGACUACUAUUUUAUGUAAGUUUAUUUCUAUUUUCAUUUAAAUUUUUAUUGAAACUUCCGAAGGGUUUAGAAGUUGGGGUAUAAAUAAUUGAUACAACAAGAUAAAGGACUUUCAAGUGGGAUACCAAAAUUGCUUGAACUAUCUUAAAGCAAAUGUCAAAGCUUAACCAGGCAGAUCAAAGUAGAAACACGAUUACUCAUUACAGUUUGUUGCUAAUUUCAGUUUUUUGGUGUAGGAAGCUGCCACGUUGAAAACUGGGCUAGGGAUUUUACGAUCGGACGACGCGACGACAUCGAAAGCGUAAAAAAAGACAAUAGGUUUCGUAGGCAAAGCAAAAACUUUGCACGUGCGUCGCACUUUUUUGUACAUUUAUUUGCCCUUUUUGUACAAAUACGACGUAAAAUUGCCUAAUUUUACGUUUUUAUAAAGAACGUAAGCAAGCGACGACGAAAUUUUAUUUCUCUUUCUGAACUUGGAUAUCUAGUGUCUCUAGGGAUUCAACUCCAACAGAGUUCGCCUACAUUCGACAAAGUAAGUGGAAAGAAAUAAUCGCGAUAAAGACUGAAAGAACGCAAAUUCACUUUUUAAGCUACGUUUUCGUUACCAUCGCGUCCUUGGAUCUUAAGCUCCCUAAUAAAAAGGUGGUCUGUGGUCACUCCUUGACACAGUUAUGACAACGUAAUUUGAUGAAAUCCUGUGAUGUUACCAUUUAAAUGAAAUCUUAUUUGUAAAACUUUUGCACGGUACUAUUCAUUUCUUAUGAUUUUACACCAAGAAAUUUAAUUUUUCUGUGACUGUUUUACAUGGGCUACACUAAUUAGGAGUGAAGGUUUUAAGGGUUCUCUGAACCUCUCUAUGGUCAGCCUGUGCUGUCCACAUACGUUUUUUUUCCUUUCUCCCCACGUCCCGCGGUUUUUAUUUUCAUACACGCGCACGACGAUCUCUAAAGAUAAAAUAGAGGGUUGGGAACAGGCUUUUCUAUGGGUUCCUGUGGUCUUCGCUCUAGUAGAGCGGUUUUUCAUCCAAUCUCCGGUUUUUCAACACAUUAUCGCUUGCACAUGAAAAAUUGCUUUGUGGUGUAGCGCUACCAGCGAGCUCUUUUAGGUAGGUUUCUUUUCUGUCAUCGCACGUCUAACCUUGUCUGUCAACCUUGAUCAGAAUGUCAAUGCGAUCAUCACUCUAAUCUCUAGGAUCGUCGUUUCAUCAAUAGGGAACGUUGCAACUUCGAAUUUGUCAGCAGUACCCUAGCCUGCGUGGCAGGCGUUCGAAAGAGAAAGGGAAGGGAACCACAGGCUCUCUCGCGCGCCCAAAUUCCCCCUUCCCCUUCCCCUUCCCCUAUCAACGACGGCCACGCAGGCUAGCAGUACCCAUACAAAGCAUUUUCUCUCAGUAUGGCCACUUGCUAGAAUCUAUUCACGGUCUGGUCAUUUUAUUUUGGACCCGCUUAUUAAAAGCUGGCCGGUGUUCUUUGAGUUGUACAUUUUUAACCAUGUCACUACAUCACUUGUUACAUAAGUUUGGUUUUGCAUAUUUCGGAUAUACACUUUUAGUGAAAAUGUCCCCGAAAGGAGGUUAUUUCCUCAGGCAGUCUUGAUUACUUGACGAAUUUUGGUUAAGAACAGGGCUGAGUUUCAGUGCGUUCGAAAAAUAUCUAUCAUUCAAAGAUUCUUCCUUGAAAGCUAUAGGUCACCUGUCUCACCUGUCCAAACUAUGGCUCCUUUGUAAAUUCUCAGACACCCAUGAACUUCGAGAUUUAAGUCGGAUAAUUUUAUGUUUUAAGAAAAUAUAAGCAACUGUCAUUGAUUUGCUUGGCGCAUUUAAAAGAGGAAAAAGUUUGUAUCAUGAAAACGUAUAAGUGAUUGUCUUCGUUUGACGAUUACCUCAAAUCCCUGUCGGAGGGGAAAUAGCUCGACCAUGGACUUGAUGCGCCCUUAAUUUUUGUAAUUGUAAAACAUUUUAAAGUAAUAAGCAUUUAACUACUGGUCUUUUUCGCAAAACGCUUUGCAGUGCAAGAUUUGUUUAGGCACUGUGUGAGAGUAGGUUGUAAAGACUAAAUACAGUACUUCUUUAGAUAUGUGAAUGCUACUGUCGUUUCCAUACAUGUAAUACAUAUUCUUUUAAGCUACAUUGUACUGCUGUACUGUUUCACUCACCCAGUAGGUUAGCGUCUUUUUCCUUUUAAUUUAGUUUCUUUCUUUUUUCUUUUCUUUCCUUUAUUAAUGUAUUUUUUUUUAUUUUCUGCCCACUGUGAAAAUAGAAAAAGUUUUAAUAGUUAGUUAUUUGUAAUUUUUUUUGUAAUUUUUUUUGUUUUUUAAGCAAAAUAAAAUUUAAAAAAAGGGAUUAACUAUUAACCGAAAAACCUGUGAUAAACUGCAAAACUUGAAAUCCUGCUGUUUUAUUCGGUAGCCGAUCUCUCUUGGGAAAGCUUGCCCAGAGUUAGCAUUCAUUCGACUUAAAUGAACGCUUGUGCUUUAAGCGCACGUCACUCUUAAACCAUUGUAUACAAAAACCCUUCGAUGUAAUAUAACCCUUCUCAUCGAUCAAAUUUUCUCAGUGCCAUGGCACUCGCAAGUAAUGGUAGUUCUAUUUUAUUUUUAAACUUGAUCGGGUCUGUUAGUCUCCGGCUAUUCAAAGCUGAUGUUAUCUGGCUUAAUUAAGAACUGACAGCGUUUUGCUCUGUUUCAGAUUCAGUAUGCCAGAUCAGAGACCCACCUCAUAGAACAACUGGAUAGUAUGUGCGAAAAAAUGAACAAUUAUGCAGAGUCAUCUGACCCUGCCACUGGCAAGAAGUCUUACAUCAGAACAUCAUCUCGCAAUGGGGAGGCUGUAACUUUAAGUAAUGUGGCUAUUAGUGGAGAUAUAGCAAAAAAGCUCAAACAUGCAGUAAGUAACUUUUGUAUGCGUAUUAAGUUGCACUAAUCUUGUUGACUUCUUUUUUAGUUGUUGUUUGACAUUAGUUGUUAGUAUCUGUUUUCAAGGGUCAGGUGAAAUCACUCUAAAGGAGAUGGAUCUUCCUGAUGCCCACCAACUUUCCUGGGAAACUGCCCACCUACCCCUCCCCUAGGCCAACAUUAACACUUACUUCUCACUUAGGGCAAAAUGAUGGUCAGGGGAGGGGUAGGUGGGCAGUUUCCCAGAAACGUAUAACGAUCCCAAGAGGCCUAACGAACCUAAUCUACCACGAGCCACCACUACAUAAUUACUUGGUGUAAUAGUUGUGUUACUUUCUCUUAUUGCUUGUUACUAAAAAAGCACAUUUUUCUUUAGUGUGAGAGUAUAAUUGAAGAUUAUGAUGACGACAUUAUUGCAACUUUCAAAAAAGAACGUAAAGAUCCCAAGAAAUACAUGUGUAGGACAACAACUGGUAAGAAAUGUAUUCCCGUGUUAUGUGAUUUCUUUUCGGCAAAAAUGUUCUGGGCCGAGUUGUUCAAAGCCGGGUUAAGAUAACCCAGGGUUAGUGCGAGAUUUGAAUUCAGAUUUGAAAGCUUAAAAAGCAUUUCCUUUUUAAUUCUUUUUGUCUACAAGUUGAAGAUUGAAAGCUCUAAAUAUAACAGAGAAAAUUAUCCGAGAAAAUGCUUUUGAACACAAGAAGGAGAAGCCCGGGUUAAAUUUAGCCCCGGGUUAAGUGUUAAUCGGCCUUCGAACAACUGGGCUCUGGGUAGAAGGAUCACUCGAUCCCCUACACAAGCUACCCUGGUGGAGCCAUCUUUUCAUCCGUUUGCAUGAGAAACAAAACGUUGGCUCGACUAGAAGGGUUACCUGCCUAGCGGGGUCACCCUUUUGUGAUGGUAGGAUCACCUUCCUAGCCGGGCCAACCUUUCUCCUUAUAAACAUUUGGCUUGCCCAGCCGGGUCAACUCGGUCAAAGCGAGUUAAACAGAGCAUGCGCGAACGCUGUUAGCUCGGGCAAAAGGGUCAAAAUUUUCAAGUCUCAUGUAAACGCUGACGUAAGGUGAUUGAGCUGGGAGGGCGACCCUAUAAACCCUCAGAUUUCAUAGCUUUGAUAAAUGUUCUAUAAGACCAAACAAUCAAUUCAGGUUUCUGGGAAACUGCCCACCUACCCCUUCCCUAAGCUAACAUUAACACUUACUUCUCAUUUUGGGCAAAAUGUUGGCUUAGGGGAGGGGUAGGUGGGCAGUUUUGAUCUAGACCAAAAAUCCCAUCUGAAUGCGUAUACAAUAGGCCGCUUCCGAGGUUACCCCUAGCCUCAUUUUCAAGUGAAAAAAAAACUUUACUAUAAAUUUUGAUUUUAUUGUCGUACAAAUAAAACUUGUUUUUUCACAAAAGCAUUUGCACUUAGUUCAGUUUCGAAAGUGAGGGUUUUUGGAACUUUUUCAGUUACCCGAAAAGAGGCAAAUGCUAUUAUUUUUGUUUCAAUUUUUGUUUGUUUUGAUGAACAAAUGAUUUCUUUUGUGCGCUCGUUUGUUUCAUUUUUAGGUUUGUGCAUUGAUGAUGAUGAUGAUGAGUUCUCAGAAUCUGAUUACGACGACGAUAAUGAUGACGGUAACAACGAGGAUGAUGCAACAGAUCACGAUGAACUUUGACCUUAAUUUUCUUAAUGGCAAUCAGUUUGGGAAAUAGACCUCUUUAACUUGCAAUGAAGUUCCUAGUGGAAUUGGACUUUGACCCCUUGUCUUUUCGUAAAUUAUUGCACGUGAAUGCGAGGAAAUUUGAAAGAAACAGUUCUCAGGAGUAUUAUCACAAAACCAGCUUUGGGAAAACAAAACGUACAAGCUGAAGAGGUCUAUUACGCAGCAAUUUGCGUGGAUCUAUUCAGAUGCCUUUUUAUUAUUCUAUUUCGAAGGCAAGUAUUAAUUAACCGGAAGUGUCUUUGCAAUGAUAAAACAUCAAUCGUUAUCGGUAUUGUAAAUGUAAUCUA